Ostrea edulis (European flat oyster) is the source of this 1822-nucleotide messenger RNA. RefSeq lists its product as uncharacterized. NCBI's taxonomy places the organism in Eukaryota, Metazoa, Mollusca, Bivalvia, Ostreida, Ostreidae. The transcript has 6 exons. The coding region runs from base 213 to 1160 and encodes 315 amino acids. The record is from RefSeq and is a predicted model, not a curated record.
CAGAACUAGAGUUCUCGGCCAAUUAAUCACUGGUGAUUGCACGCGGUGUUUUUGCCGUCUGCUAAUCAGUCAGUCGUGGCUGCUUUCUCGCGCGUCAGUUCGUUCUCUCUUCAUCCUCCCUAGUGACGUUUUCGUUUUGUUUGUUUUUAUUUUUGCAUGACAUUAUUUAUUAUUUUCUUGGGAGUGUGAACUGAAACCAAAAAAAAAAAAAAAUGAUUUGCAAAGUGAGGCCAGUGAUUCCCGGAUUUUUGACUUUAAUGUUCACUUACGAUGUUUUGGGAGUUUAUGGCGCACUGACAACUUCAGAACAGGUGACGGGAAUGAUGGGAGAAAUGGUUUCCAUGGAGUGUAACUAUGUCAACCCUCCUGGUCAGAACUGGUAUGUCAUCCAAUGGAAGAGGAGGAACAAUGGCACAGAUCCCGAAACCAUUGUUACGUUGCAAAAUAAUUUCCUUACGGAGGACACGAAACCUUUAGGAGCUUCCUGGAACAGGGACCUUGACCCUGGAUUUCGCAGCCGAGUCAGGACGAACAUUCGUCAGGACGAAAACAGUCUAAAGUUUAACCUAGAGAUCUAUGAUUUCAGCUGCGGAGACAAAGGCCUGUAUUCUUGUGAAAUGACGGGAGAUCACAGUGCCACAUCAUUGACUAGACUUGUUCUUGAAGCCAAGCCUGAAAAACCCGUGAUCAACAAUGACGUCAUUAUCGUUGACGAAAACAGCACGUGUGAGUUAGAGUGCGAAGUUUUGGCGGGACUUCCUCCAGUUAAUCUCGUUUGGCUCAUCUCAACUCCUGGCAGUUCCAAGUAUGAGCCAAUGGAAAACCUUCCAGAACGAAUUGUCAAGGAGGGGCCAGACUGUCGACCCAGGGUCAUUCAGUCCGUGCAGCUCAUAGUCACCAAGGAAAACAGUGGUUCUAUGUUUAGAUGCAAGGUGAAAUCCAGUAAGGCAGAUUUCAUCACAGAUGACCUGUAUGACGAGGUUGAAGUUAAAAUUCCUGAUCCCGUUAUCCCGUCCUCUCCUGCGUACACGCUGUCCUGUGUUGAAGGGGAGUGCUUAUCGGACGGACCGAUACAAGACAAAUUGCAUAACAGUGGAGCCAUUCUAUUUACGUCCAUCUUUUCACCUGUUGUUUCCAUGGUUAUUUACAUAAUUUUAUGACGUCAUAUGUGUCGUGUAGACGUGAUCAGGAAUCUCCAUCGAUGUUCCUCUCUUUUGAGAUGCGACUGUCCAUUCUAAGAAAUCCAGAGACUUGGUUUAUGAAAGUUUAUUUAUUUGUGUAUAGAUGAUGAGAGAGUGAUUUGAAAGUGUAAUAUAUCAACGUGAUCUCAAAAUUACGCAUACCACUGUAUAUUCUACAAGGAAAGAAUCCUAGCAUCACUUUAAGAAUUGUAUGAGCAUGAAAUAUAUGUUGUACCGAAUGCUUCCAAAACGAAUACUGAGACGAGGUAAAUGGUUAUAGUGUGCAUGUUACAUAAGUGUUGUUUUUAAAAAUCAAAAAUCUUAUUUAAUGAGUUGGAAUACAUUUAUGUGUUCAAAACACCAUUAGUAAUAUUGUACAAUGCGACUGUGUAUAUUUGAUGGUUGUGCGCAGGUACCGGUGAAAUGGUAUAUUUAAACGGUUUUGGAAGCUUGUGCCAUUUUUGUUUACUGCGCAUACAUGUGUAAUUUGAAUGUCGCAAAUGUUUCAUUACUGUCGCGUCAUCCUGUAUCGGUAAUGUCAUUUCCCAGUUUCAUAUAUUGUAUUUAGAUUAGUACUUAAUUCAAAUGACAAUUCUUUAUACUUUUAAAACUGAUGUCGAAAAUAAAUUUUAAAAGGACAA